AAGGACGCGGCGGUCAAAUGCGAGGGUCUGUACAUAUAUCCUCCCUCCAUUCUUUUCAUGCCCCCCCACUCUCGUCGAGGGCAAGGCGACGAGUCCCGAUGCACAGGGCAACAAUUUUUACUUUUCGAGUCCCGAACCGUUGACCUGAUCGCUAGAGAUCAUCGCCCUUUUCAGUAAUCUUUUGGUGGCCUUUCCUUCCUGUUCUCUCUUUUAUUAAUAAACUCUACGUCUACGAUUGUCUUUAGUUUUCUUUUCCCACGCAACGCGAGGGAAAGAGGAAGAGAGUGGAAAAAGCGGGGCUGGGAUAGUGGAAGUGGAAUGAGAGAGGGUGGAGAGUGGACCCUGCGGCAACAUCUCUCUCUCUCUCUCUCGGGUCAAGGGCGGACGUUGUGUGAAGAAAGGGAAUCGUAUGUGAUGUUCCCCUGCUGAGUAGCACCCUUCCACGAGACGAGGUAGGCCCACCUCGGGAAGUGCCAUUACCUCCUCAUUCUCUCCACCCAAUUGUUAGCCUGCUUUCCACUUACCAACAGUUUCUUGUUCCUUCUUCUCCGUUGACCCAAUUUGGCUUUCCUUGUUAAUCUUGUGAGACUUUCAAGUGGUCGCCAUCGUCGCUUGCUCUCUCAUCUUCUUACUGUUCACGCUGUUAAUCGAACGCCUCUAGUGCAGUGCGGAGACCUAGCUCGCCUUCCUAAUUUUCCUUACGCCCAAAUUUCUGUUGCUGUGCGGAGGCUUUCUUUUAGAUGUUCUUCCAGAGCUCUGAGGGAGUUAUGGUCCGUUGGACCACUAAAAUGAGGGGCUUGAUGCUUCUUUUGGCGAUAGUUCUGAUCGGUAUCGUUGUUUUUCGACGACGGACAAGUGUCAACUCCAUAACGAGAUCUUCUUGCUUCUGUUCUUAUUCCGCGUCAGCGUCAGGAUUUGCAUCUUCAGUCGAUUAUGAUUUUGAGCACUGUGAAAAUAUCGUCUUGCGUUGGGUGGAUUCCUCUGUCAAUGAUGGGACAGAAGAAAACAAAUCCGAUUUGCAGGACUUGCUUUUCUUCCUACACGUGCCCAGAACUGGGGGUCGGACGUAUUUCCACUGCUUUCUGAGGAAACUCUACACAAGUGAUCAAGAAUGCCCCCGCUCAUAUGAUAAACUGCGAUUUGAUCCAAGUAAACCAAAUUGUAGACUAAUGGUUACACAUGACGACUAUAGUGUCAUGUCCAAAUUGCCCAGGGAAAAAACUUCAGUGGUGACAGUAUUGCGAAAUCCACUGGAUCGAGUAUUUAGCACAUAUGAAUUCUCCGUGGAAGUUGCAGCUAGAUUUCUUGUACAUCCUAACUUAACUUCAGCCACUCAAAUGACUCACAAGUUACGCUCUAAGUCACGAGGAGUAAGUACCUUGGAUAUAUGGCCGUGGAAGUAUUUGGUACCAUGGAUGAGAGAGGACCUAUUUGCACGGAGGGAUGCUAGAGGAAAUAGAAGGAUAAUGAAGGAAGCUGAAGAUCCUUACAACAUGGGAGAAAUUGUUAUGCCCUUACGUGCUUUUAUCAAUGACCCUCUUGCCCAUGAGAUAAUUCAUAACGGUGCAACUUUUCAGGUAACAGGGUUGACAAACAAUUCUUGCUUAGCUGAGUCACAAGAAAUUAGGCGCUGUGUCAGAGUGCACUCCUCUCUUGGAAAAUAUAUACUUCAUGUUGCAAAGAAAAGAUUGGAGAGGAUGCUGUAUGUUGGACUUACCGAGUACCAUAAAGAGUCAGCCACAAUGUUUGCAGAUGUUGUUGGUGCACAAGUACUUUCCCAGCUACAAGUGCUAGCAUCUCAGCCUGAAGAAGCUGCUAACAACAGGACAGAACCAGGCUCUUUGAUUAAUGAUUCUGAAAUCGAAGAUUUGAGUCACCAGCAGAAUACUAGUGAUGAUAAUAUUCUGCGCAAUGUUUCUUCUGGGAAUUCCACCGUGACAAAUCAAAAUCAGAUGACUGUUGGAAGACUAAUGGAGGCAUAUGAGCAGUGCAUCUCCAGUUUACGCAAAUCGCAAUCUGUUCGACGAACAUCAUCUCUGAAAAAAAUUUCUCCUGCAAACUUUACGAAAGAGGCACGGCUUCAUGUACCUGACAGUAUUAUACAGCAGAUUCUGUCAUUUAAUAGUCUCGAUGUAGAGCUUUAUAAGCAUGCACAGAAAAUCUUCAGCGAACAGCGGGAACUCUUCAUGCUAAAAAACAGUGAAAAGGGAAAUCAACUGCAUGAUAACAUGUUCGAUUGGUUGCCUAAAAGAGUUUUGAUUGUCAUCAUACUGCUCUCCCAUCUCUUUGUUUUCUAUCUUGUAAAUGUGCGGCGGAGAACUUUGAAAUUGAAAGUAUAAGUGUUGAGCAGCGAAACCGAAAGGCAUCUUGCUGUUCAGUUUUCUAUGUAGGGUCCGUAAUUCACAAUUUGUGCCAUUAUUGUGUCUUUCAUCAGCAUAAGAAACGUAUAUGACUUUAUGGUGAAGCUUCACAGCGUGGUCCACAAGAAGGGGUGGCUGGCAAUUUGAGUGGGUUAGCAACUAUGGCUUUUGUAGCAGCUGUGGUGUUUUAUAGAUUUCAGAUAUCCUUUUUUUAGGGUUCAUCGAGUUUGGUGGAUAAUGAGAUGCAUACUGCCAAAGACUAGCUGUUCAUCUCAUAUCCUUGAAUGGGGAACAGUCGCUUAAAUUUCAAGCAGAAGAAAUUCCUUGGCACAGGCAUGGAAUCAGGCAAAGAGUUAAGUGUGCAGCCACGGAAUCAAGCAAGGAUUUGAUUUAAUCUGUUCUCAAUGUACUUGGGAACAAGAAAUAACGUAAUUUUUUCACGUCGGCCCUUUCUUCAGCUAUUGAGGACCUGUCACUUGGGCUGAUGCAUGGGGAUUCCUAGAGCACAAUGUAAAUUUUGAACUAUUUUUACUUUUCUUCGUAUUGUACAGAAAUACGAGCUUCAAAAUACCAUUCUUGGUAUAAUAUAUUCUUUUAUUCGACCAAA
Molecule: messenger RNA, 2967 nt
Organism: Nymphaea colorata (pocket water lily)
Lineage: Eukaryota; Viridiplantae; Streptophyta; Magnoliopsida; Nymphaeales; Nymphaeaceae
Product: protein-tyrosine sulfotransferase
Exons: 13
Coding region: 741-2339 (532 amino acids)
Cellular component (GO): membrane
Molecular function (GO): heparan sulfate 6-sulfotransferase activity
Source: RefSeq, a predicted model, not a curated record